Sapajus apella (tufted capuchin) is the source of this 6793-nucleotide messenger RNA. RefSeq names its product oxysterol binding protein like 3 (gene OSBPL3). The record is from RefSeq and is a predicted model, not a curated record. Bases 463 to 3126 code for a protein of 887 amino acids. Gene Ontology annotation, molecular function: cholesterol binding. The transcript is spliced from 23 exons. Lineage: Eukaryota; Metazoa; Chordata; Mammalia; Primates; Cebidae. Gene Ontology annotation, cellular component: plasma membrane; cytosol; perinuclear endoplasmic reticulum.
CUCCGGCUAAUCGCCUGGCGGCGCGCGUGGAGAAGUUCUGGGCAAAGUAUUGAGAACUGGCCGCGUGCUCGCGGCGCCCGCCAGCCAGCCCGGGAGAGGGGACCCUAGCGCAACGCGGCCGGUGCGCAGCGCGGCUCCGGCCCGGCAGUCUGUCCGCGAGCGGUCGUUCCCGCCCCAGACUCCUGCGGCUGGUGCGGGAGCUAUCAGCUGCACGUUCCAGGGGUCCGGAGAAGCCCGGGUUGUCUUCUCUCGGGUCUGUGCGCGAACCCCAGAGCCCGGCACCGGGAAACUAGGAGGCGUCUCCGGCGGCACAGCGCUCAGGUUUUAGGGUUUCCUUUUGGCCACCCAAAAUGCUUUUUAAACACAUUGGAUAGGAGCUGAACCACCUGCCUCUCAAUACUCUCAGCUCCCUUGUGGUCGGACUGCAUUUUGACUGUCUCGAGGCCAAGUGACUUGCUGCCCAUGAUGAGUGAUGAGAAGAACCUUGGUGUGUCCCAAAAAUUGGUGUCACCCUCAAGGAGCACAAGUAGCUGCUCUUCCAAGCAAGGAAGUCGACAGGACAGCUGGGAAGUGGUGGAAGGACUGAGGGGGGAGAUGAAUUACACCCAGGAGCCACCAGUUCAGAAAGGAUUUUUGCUGAAAAAGAGGAAAUGGCCCUUAAAAGGCUGGCACAAGAGAUUCUUCUAUCUUGACAAAGGAAUCUUGAAAUAUGCCAAGAGCCAAGCUGAUAUAGAAAGAGAGAAGCUGCAUGGCUGCAUUGACGUCGGGCUGUCAGUAAUGUCUGUAAAGAAGUCAUCAAAAUGCAUAGACCUUGACACCGAGGAGCACAUCUACCAUCUGAAGGUCAAGUCAGAAGAAGUCUUUGAUGAGUGGGUAUCGAAACUUCGCCACCACAGAAUGUAUCGUCAGAAUGAAAUUGCCAUGUUUCCACAUGAAGUUAACCACUUUUUCUCAGGGUCCACCAUCACAGACUCUGCAUCUGCGGUGUUUGACUCCAUUUCAAGUAGGAAGCGUAGCAGUAUAUCAAAGCAGAAUUUAUUUCAAGCUGGAAGCAAUUUAUCGUUUUCUUGUGGCGGUGAGACACGAGUUCCAUUAUGGCUGCAGUCUUCAGAAGACAUGGAAAAAUGCUCCAAAGACCUGGCGCACUGUCACGCCUACCUGGUAGAAAUGAGCCAGCUGCUGCAAAGCAUGGAUGUCCUGCAUCGGACAUACUCAGCACCAGCUAUCAACGCCAUCCAGGGUGGAGCUUUUGAAAGUCCCAAAAAGGAAAAAAGAUCGCACAGGAGGUGGCGGUCCAGAGCUAUUGGCAAAGAUGCUAAAGGAACGCUGCAGGUCCCCAAACCUUUUUCUGGCCCAGUAAGACUACACUCCUCCAAUCCUAAUUUGUCAACACUAGAUUUUGGAGAAGAGAAAAAUUAUUCUGAUGGCUCUGAAACCUCAUCAGAGUUUUCUAAAAUGCAAGAAGAUCUGUGUCAUAUUGCCCAUAAAGUUUACUUCACUUUAAGGUCAGCUUUUAAUAUCAUGUCAAUGGAGAGAGAGAAACUGAGGCAGCUGAUGGAGCAGGAUGCCUCCUCCUCCCCAUCUGCUCAGGUCAUUGGUCUGAAGAAUGCCCUGUCAUCCGCCCUAGCACAAAACACAGAUCUUAAAGAACGUUUACACAGAAUCCAUGCCGAGUCUCUGCUCCUCGACCCUCCCGCUGUCGCCAAGUCGGGUGACAAUCUGGCAGAGGAAAACUCCAGAGAUGAAAAUCGAGCUCUGGUUCAUCAGCUUUCUAAUGAAAGUAGACUCUCCAUCACUGACUCCCUUUCCGAGUUUUUUGAUGCUCAGGAAGUUCUGUUAUCUCCAAGCUCUUCAGAAAAUGAGAUUUCUGAUGAUGACUCAUACGUCAGUGACAUAAGUGAUAAUCUUUCCUUAGAUAAUCUCAGUAACGAUUUAGAUAAUGAGAGACAGACCUUGGGGCCUGCCCUUGAAAGUGGUGGAGAAGCAAAGUCCCAGAGAAGAACGUGCCUGCCAGCACCCUGCCCGGGCAGCAGCAACAUCAGCCUGUGGAACAUCCUGAGGAACAACAUUGGGAAGGACCUGUCCAAGGUGGCCAUGCCUGUGGAGCUGAACGAGCCCCUCAACACGCUGCAGAGGCUCUGCGAGGAGCUGGAGUACAGCGAGCUCCUGGACAAGGCUGCGCAGAUUCCCAGCCCCCUGGAAAGGAUGGUGUAUGUGGCAGCCUUUGCCAUAUCAGCGUAUGCGUCUAGCUACUACCGAGCUGGGAGCAAGCCAUUUAAUCCGGUUCUGGGAGAAACGUACGAAUGUAUUCGGGAGGACAAGGGCUUCCAGUUUUUUUCAGAACAGGUCAGCCACCAUCCGCCUAUCUCUGCGUGUCACGCUGAGUCUGGAAAUUUUGUUUUCUGGCAAGAUGUGAGAUGGAAAAACAAAUUCUGGGGCAAAUCCAUGGAAAUUGUUCCAAUUGGCACAACCCAUGUGACUCUGCCAGCUUUUGGUGAUCAUUUUGAGUGGAACAAAGUGACCUCUUGCAUCCAUAACAUCUUAAGUGGGCAGAGGUGGAUUGAGCACUAUGGAGAGAUUGUCAUCAAGAACGUGAAUGAUGAUUCCUGCUACUGCAAAGUGAAUUUUAUAAAGGCGAAAUACUGGAGCACUAACGCCCAUGAGAUUGAAGGCACAGUGUUUGACAGGAGUGGAAAAGCAGUGCAUCGGCUGUUUGGGAAAUGGCAUGAAAGCAUCUACUGCGGCGGCUCCUCCUCUUCUGCUUGUGUAUGGAGAGCAAAUCCCAUGCCGAAAGGCUACGAGCAAUACUAUGGCUUCACACAGUUCGCGCUGGAAUUAAAUGAAAUGGAUCCAUCGUCCAAGUCUUUAUUGCCACCUACUGACACUCGAUUUAGGCCAGACCAGAGGUGUCUAGAGGAAGGGAACUUAGAAGAAGCUGAAAUACAAAAGCAGAGGGUGGAACAGCUACAGAGAGAAAGGCGGCGGGUCUUAGAAGAAAAUCACAUGGAGCACCAGCCUCGGUUUUUCAGGAAAUCCAUCGAUGACUCUUGGGUGAGCAACGGCACCUAUUUGGAACUUAGAAAAGAUCUUGGUUUUUCCAAACUGGACCAUCCUGUCUUGUGGUGAAAAAGUAAAGAAGAAAGAUAAUGUUAGUGUAUUUCUCCUGUGUUUGCUUCCUGAAGCUGCACAAACCUGUGUUUAUGUAUUUAAAAGAUACUCUAGGAUGAUCACUUAUGCUUAGCUUAGCAUUGUAACUAUUUAAGUCUAUAUUUUCCUCAAUGAGUUUCUUUACAAUUUCAAAUGUUACCCUGAUUGUUUAUAUGAAUGUAGAAUACCUUGAUAUUUCUUUUUAUAUGUAAACUAAUAAAAAUGAAAGAUUGAAUGUUCAUGUGUGGGUUAAAAAAAAGAAGCUUUAACACUAAUUUUCCAAAGGUUAGGGAAGCUUCCAAUUAAAUUUAUGCCUUAUAAAAUUACGUUGUAGGAAAAAAAAAUCAACCUCUUCCAGGUGCAUUAAGAAAUAAGAAUACCCAGGGUUACUCAACCACGCAUAAGCUACCGAAGUUUAAUUCGGUAGCUGAGAUAUCUUUUUGCCUCAGACAGCUCUUGAAUUGCUCAUACAGAACAAUUCUGCUGGUGCUGGAGUCUGAAGAAUAUUUUCAUUUGCAUUUUAGUGGUUAGGGAGAGGAUGUAAGAUUAAUGGAAUGUAUAUUUUUGUAUAAGAUGAAUAUGGCACCUUCUUGAAGAGGAAGCAUUUGAACUUGUUUCUCCCUAUAGUUCUGUUGCCUUAAAUGCAAAAGCGUACCCUCUUGCUCAGAGAAACUGUCGUUAAUAAGAGAAAAAAAAUCCAAUUAAUUAAAAAUUGUAAUAGCAUCCCAGAGAGACAGUAGGAAAUUUCUCCUCAGUGGGAGCUGAAUCCUUGAGAGGUUAAGAGACCGUUUCCUGCUUCCCACCCCACCCCUAGUUUUUUGACCCUCUGUUUGAUCACAUCCCUGUUGAGUAUAGAAUGUCCCAGUUUAAUAUAAAACGUGUAGUUUAUUCCACACAGCAGUUUGACUUUGUAAAAGUUUAGCAAAAUAAUUGUUUCGAAUAACUCAACAUGUUUUUCUUAAAUGCUGUUUCAGUAUUUUCUACCUCUUAAUAAGCACCAUAUUUUAGAUCUUGUAUAAAAAGUUUGCCAUCUGCCUUAUAGACAAAUGUAGAGAAUUGAUGUUCUUGCUUUGUGUUGUGUUCUGGCAAAGCUUUAAGUAAGUGUCUUACCCCUUUCCUAUACUUUCUUGUUAUCCAUAUCACUCUUUUGUGAGUUUUACAGCAGUCUUGAAUAAUACAAAUUAUAACUAUUGAAAGGGGGAAACUUUGUCUUCUUAAAUGUGUUAUUUCAAUUUACAAUAAUAUAAUUUGUGUAGUAGUUGAAUUGUGUUAUCAAAGCAAUUCCACCUUCUGCCCGGAUGACAUUAAAACCAAAGCCUAAUUGUUAAGCCUUUUAUUCUCAAGUCGAUAGCAGUCCUAUGGAAUAUCAAGUAUAAUGAUGUGGUCUAAAGAUUUCUCCAGAAAACACUUUUAGAUCCUUACAUUCAGAGCAUGUCAAAUGUUAUGAAUGAAGGGUAAAAUAAUUACAGGAAAAGAAUGCAUGAUUUUUCAUUGUCACACCAAAUAACCAGUUGGACAAUAUUGCAUUUUCAAAAUGGAGAGUUAUUUAAAGUGGAUCUGUAGCCUUCUGGAAUCCACGCGUGACUGGCAUUUUAAAACAACUCAUUAAAUAUGGGAUUCAUUUUAUUGAGAUGCCAAGAUGAGCACAAUAUGAGUAUCAUUUCCAUUUCUAAGCAGUUGAAUGACACAGUCAGAUUCUUUGGCGUGUGCUUUGUUCUUUUCAUUGCAAGCAUUUAUCCAAAUUCUGCUCACAGACAUGAGGAAGCAGGCUGAGAUUGAAGAGCACUCAAGGGGAAAACAAAUGUAGUUUCCACAAUGUGUGGGUAAAUGUAGAAUCUUAGUAAUAUUGGCUGUUAAAUUGGCCUGCUCCAGAGACUGGCUCAAAAAAGAAAGAAGCAACAAAAACAAAAUGUACAGCCUGCAGGGAUGUAGUGUUGUCAUGUGGCAUUUGGAAAUUCUUUAAUUAUCCUAAUGUUAUUAUUUCAGUUGCUCUUAUGCUUUAUUUUAGAAUCCCAAGGACAACAGGACUAAGUAUCACCUCUCUAGUCAUCUUAUUUGAGAUGAGGGUGGGGAUGAAUUAAAAUAUGAUACAGAACUAUGUGCAGCUUUUAAAAUCUAACUAGUCAGUACUAGCAUCUAUAAAGGGCUUUUCUGAAAUUUAAACAGGUUGGUGAUGCAUCCUGAUAUUAUAAGCUUAAAACUAUUUUGAAAGGGAAAUGGCUUCCUUUUUCCUUCUGUCCCUUUUCUGAAAAUCAUCUAGAGACACCAAAUUUGUGUCUCUAGGACAGUUUAUAGUUUUAAGAGAAAGAAACAGAAAUGUGGCAUCAUUUGGGAAGAACCAAUGUACAAUUUAAUUUUCUGGAAUUUAAAUCUCCUGGUUAAAUAAUACUAAUCACUGUCCCAUUUGAGUUACUUGUUUUAACCUCUUUUUUUUUUCCUACUUAUUCCAUCCAAAAUUUCUGGUGAAAUACACAGAAAUUCUUGGAAAUGGAACUUUGUGCAGGUAACCACCACCCUGCACCUCAGGUGAUGUUCCUGUUAUAGCUAUCUACUACCCCACACUGCAGGAAAUCCAUUCAGAAAUGAGCAAACAGUCUCCAGUGUAGCAGGAGAGCCAAUCAGUUUCCUCCCCAGGCCCCUGAGCACCCCACGGCUGGUAUUCCCUUGAGUCAUAGGUAUGUAUUAAUAAUAAAAGCCUCAAUGCAGCUUCUCCGUGUAGUUCCUCUCCUAAAGCCAGGUGGAUUCUGGUCCUAACUAAAGAGAUGGGAGUUCACUUGAGGGCAGGAAGAGCCCAGGGUGCCCUAACAGCCCCACAGUUGUCUUGUGCUUCCUGUGAGGCUCCCUGGGGAGGAAUAUUCAAACUAAUAUUUUGUAAAUGUUUACUUCAUUUAGGCUGCUUCUCUUCUCAUGUUCUGCUUUAAUUACUUGCAGUAAGUCGUUUGCUUGGGCUUCAAGCACUGUCCUCAUUCUCCAUCUUCCAGAUUUAUCAUGAGUGAUCUUGUUCUACUGUUAAUGAUGUCAAGCCUAAAAAGGAAAUAAUAAAUUAUUUGGCUGUUGAACUUCGAUGUAGGCCUACUACAUACACUAUAAGUUAUGCCUUCUGGCUAUCACAGAAUCUCCACAGACCUUUUAGUUAUAAGUAGAAGCAAUAAGAAGUUGUUCUUAUGAUCUUAGGAAUAGUUCCAAUGUAUUGGCAUAAUUGGUUUGAAUGUCUUUGAUUUUGAUAUUAACAUCAGCAUAAAUCUAUUUUUGCUACCAGAUGAUAGCUAUUUCAUUUGCUCAGUUUUCCUCUGCAUUGUAGUAAUUAUCUGUUAUGAGUGUUAGUCUUCACUCUUCUGUGUUGGAAACCUGUGUCAUGUAAAUAUCUGCAAAUCAUGACAGUCUAAAGUGCAAACCAUUUUCAGAGACUGGUUUGGGGAAUGCAAUGAUCAGAAGUGGCUAAUUUAUUUUAUUUCUUAUUAUUUUAUCCAGAGGAUACUUUUUUAAUGGAUAUUUGUAAAUCUUCCACUUAACCAUUGAAAAUUAUUUUCUGUUUUAAUCCCACCCUUCCAUCCAUACCUAUGUGCCUCCCAGAAAGCUCCUAUUAAUUUGCUUAUCCCCCUCAUGUAGCUAGUUGAAUGUGAAUAAAUAAUGUGGAAAAAAGGCU